UUGCUUUCGAAGCUCUGCUUGAGCCUGCACCUGUCCUUAUCUGCCCAAUAUGUGAUCUGCCACAGAAGACCAGUGAUGUUGCAUGCGUAUUUGGCUGUAUGUUCAACGAUCUAGACCUUGUUGAUCAUUUGGAACGAGACCACAGCGACAUCCUUGCCGACGACAUGGUAUGCGAUUUUUCGGAUCCACGAUACCUUUUUACAACGUUCCAGGAGAAACGAACACAGAACAACCCGUCGUCAAAUCAAAGGAGUUCUGAACAAACCGGUGGUGCAGAUGGGGAUGAUGACCGGCAUACCAUCGUUCUCAGUGAUGGUGAAGAGAGAAGCGGGUCGAGUUCACCGGGUGAUAGUGGAAUGGAGCAUAAAUACUCUCCAAAAAUGCGUCCAAAUGCCGUUGAGGAACGUCUUCAGAAUGAGAACUACUUGAAAACGACUCAGGAAAUACGAGGCUUGAAUAACUCGAGCAGUGGGAAUCCGACGUCAGGAGUAGUGGACAUGGAGACGAACGUGUCCCAAGCAACAGAGCCCUCACAUUCGAAAUCCGCACAGGUUCCAUAA
Messenger RNA from Cooperia oncophora, 560 nucleotides. The record is from the annotation of a GenBank genome assembly. NCBI's taxonomy places the organism in Eukaryota, Metazoa, Nematoda, Chromadorea, Rhabditida, Trichostrongylidae.